Messenger RNA from Plodia interpunctella (Indianmeal moth), 4678 nucleotides. Its product is annotated as NPC intracellular cholesterol transporter 1 homolog 1b-like. The record is from RefSeq and is a predicted model, not a curated record. Gene Ontology annotation, cellular component: plasma membrane. Lineage: Eukaryota; Metazoa; Arthropoda; Insecta; Lepidoptera; Pyralidae. The coding region runs from base 105 to 3845 and encodes 1246 amino acids. Gene Ontology annotation, biological process: cholesterol homeostasis; intestinal cholesterol absorption. The transcript has a single exon. Gene Ontology annotation, molecular function: cholesterol binding.
AAUCGUCAUUAUUUCACUUUUAGAUCGUCAACUGCAGCGCGCGUACACAAUCAAAACCAUGAUCAGUUUAUGAAAUUCAUAGUGCAAAAAAUACAGACCUCAAAAUGCAGUUAAGUGUAGUUGUUACGUUUUUUAUACUGUGGCUCUCGAGCAAUGUGCAAGCAGCAUGUGUGAUGCGUGGAGACUGCGUUAACGUAGGAGGUUUCAAUAAACCUUGUCCUGCAUACAAUAUAGAAGCUCCGUCGUUACCUCUAGACGUGGUUGAAGAAGAAAGAGAAGAAAUAGUCGAUAUUCUUGCUCGCAGGUGUCCAAGUCUAGUCUACGAUGAAGACGGAAACAUGAAACCGUACGAAGACAUAGUUACGUGCUGUGAUGCGGAUCAGCUAAGAACUAUGUCAAACAGCAUCAUGUUGGCCGACGGAGUACUGGGACGUUGUCCGACCUGCGCCAGGAACUUCAUCAGACAAAUCUGCGAGAUGAACUGCUCUCCAGAUCAGAGUCGCUUCGUUGACGUUCACGUGGAGAACACGACCGACGGCAUACCGUACGUUAAUGAAAUUGACUACAGAGUCCACGAAGACUUCAUGUUAGGAGCUCAUAGUUCCUGCGCCGGCGUGGUGGUCCCUCAGACUGGUUUACCAGCCAUCAACAUCAUGUGCGGUAAUGCUCCAGUUUGUGACGCUGAAGCUUGGUUCGGGUUCUCAGGAGAUUUUGAUAACAAUCCCUUAACACCUGUUCAAGUCAACUUCAUAAAAACUACAACGCCAGAAAAUUCUAUGAAUGCUGUUGCUCUUCCAUGUAAUGAAACAUUUGAAGGUGAACUUCCUUGCAGUUGCGUUGACUGCGCUCCGGUGUGUCCUGCCGGGACUAGACCUAUAGUGCCCGAACCUUGCAUGGUUCUCAAUAUGAACUGUGCUGCAUUUGGUGUAGCUUUAUCUUUCUCUAUAGUAUGCUUCACAUUUUUCGUUAUAAUGACUUUAAGACAAAAACCAAUAGAAAAGCAAACUAAAAGUGUACGAGAGGACAAUAAGUUUAUAAAAGUUUUCCAGGCUAUUUUCGCGUUCAUUGGAGAAUUUGUGUCUAAUAAUGCUGUAUUAGUCAUAAUGGUAACGUCUUGGUUUGCGUUCUCCAUGCUGUUUGGUGCACUUAGUCUCAAUUUGACGUCCAACCCAAUAGAGCUAUGGUCAGCGCCAGAGUCCCGCAGUCGUCAGGAAUUAGAUUACUUCAAUUCGCGAUUCGGACCCUUUUAUCGCGCUUCUCAGGUAUUUUUACGUUUUGAUGGUGAUCCAUUCGUUGUAAACAAUGUGACAUAUGGACCUGCUUUUCGAAUAGAAAAUAUUCAAAAGUUAGUUGCACUUGAAGAUGCUAUUAUUGAUAUAAAUAGAGAUAACGACGGUGUCAAAUUGGAACAAGUUUGUUACGCUCCACUUAGAAUGAGAGGUGGAGUGGAAAAUCUUGAAGAGUGUGUGAUGAUGUCCGCAGCUUUAUAUUUAGGUAGUGAUAGACACAAUAUAAACAACAACACUUAUCUAAACACUAUUCAAAAUUGUAUAAACAACCAUUAUGCUUUAAAUUGUCUAUCUAGCUGGGGCGGUGGUUCAGAGCCAGAACUUUCGUUUGGUGGAUAUGAUGAUAAUAUUUUAUUAGCAGAUACAUUGCUGUUAAACUUCCCAAUCGCUAAUCAUCUCCUCGAAGAAAAUCUACUUCCGGUUUUGCAAUGGGAAGACAAGUUUUUAGAUUUAAUGCAUAAUUAUUCAGCCAAUAAUCCAGACAUACAAGUUUCUUAUGGUGCUGAAAGAUCAAUCGAGGAUGAAAUUAGACGCGUAUCAGUUGCAGAGGCAGUACCUAUUGCCAUAAGCUACGUAAUUAUGUUCAUUUAUGUAACCCUUGCUUUAGGUAACAUCAGACAAUGUAAGACUUGGUUAAUUGACAGCAAAGUGAUAGUUGCUUUGGGUAGUAUUUUAGUGGUGCUCGUUGCAAUUUUUUGUGCCAUGGGUGUAAUGGGAUAUACGAACGUUGCAUUAACACUUCUUGCUAUCAACGUCAUCCCAUUUUUCGUGUUAUCUGUUGGUAUCGAUAAUGUAUUUUUAAUGGUAAACACAUUGUAUAAUAUCGAUAACAAUCUAAAAAGUUAUAGCGACUAUAAUGAAAGUUUUACCUUUGAAAAACGGAGAAAAUUUGUUUUCUCAAAAAUGUUGGGUGAAGUAGGGCCGUCUAUGUUUGCAUCGUCCGUGACGCAGGUUACAUGUUUUGGAAUCGGAAUUUUAGCAAAUUUCCCGGCUGUUGUUACAUUUGCAAUGUUUGCUACUCUGUCGCUAGCUUUCUUGUUUGUAUUCCAAAUAACUACAGUUGUGGCCAUUUUAUCUCUUGAUUAUAAAAGAGUGCGUCAAAACCGAUUAGAUAUAUUUUGUUUUAUUCAAAAGAAAGUUUUAAAUGACGACGAUCCAUUAAAUUCUGAUACGCCCCACCAAGGUAUAACUCAAAGACUUAUGGAACCAUAUACAAAAAUUCUUUUAAAAUGGCGAGUGAAAUUGAUUGUAGGUACAUUUUUUUUGAUCGUAUUGUUUGUUAGUAUGAUUUUAGCUCCCAAAAUAGAAGUUGGUUUAGAUCAAGAGAUGGCUUUGCCAACUGACUCUUACGUGUAUAGUUAUCUGCAAGCUGUCAAUGAACUUAUGCAUCUCGGUCCCCCUGUAUACUUUGUACUUAAAAGUGGUUUGAAUUUUAGUAACGUUUAUCACCAGAACACGGUAUGCGGAGGUCAACUGUGUAACAAUGAUUCUCUUACAACGCAAAUAUUCUUAGCUUCACAACAUAGUGAUGUAACCUAUAUAUCUAGAAGCUCUAAUUCUUGGUUGGAUGACUUUUUUGACUGGACUUCUCUUCCCGGGUCUUGUUGUAAAUACAAUACAACAUCUGGCGGAUUCUGUUCGAGUGUAGACAAUGCUCCUGAAUGUGCGUAUUGCACUAUAGAGAGAAAUGAAUGGGCUAAUGGCUUGAGACCAGCAGGAGAAGCCUUCGAGACCUACAUACCGUUCUUUUUACAAGAUGCUCCUACUGAUAUAUGUAAUAAAGGCGGCCUUGCAAGUUAUUCCGCUAACGUCAUUUACGUUUUAGAUUCAGAAGGGCGAGCUCAAAUACACGACAGCAAUUUUAUGGCCUAUCAUACCAAUUUGCGAACAUCGAACGAUUAUAUCUCGGCCGUAAAAUAUGGAUAUGAGAUUAGUAAUAAUAUAUCUAAAGCUAUAUAUGAUAAUACUGGCAUGGAGGUAGAAGUAUUCGCAUAUUCCGUUUUUUACGUUUAUUUCGAGCAAUAUCUAACUAUGUGGACUGAUACGCUGUCGUCUCUCGCCUACUGUAUUUUGGGUGCGUUUGUCUUUAACCUUCUAGCAUCAGGUUUCAAUCUGUUGACUUCUUUCGCUGUGAUAUUAACCUCUGUGAUGGUCGUGGUCGAUUUGAUGGGUGUCAUGUACAUAUGGAACAUCCCUUUGAAUGCUGUAUCGUGCGUUAACUUGAUUGUGGCUAUUGGUAUUGCUGUGGAGUUCUGCAGUCACGUCGCUUAUGCUUUUGCUACCAGUAAGGCUCCUAGGCAUGAGAGAGUAGAAGACGCCAUCAAGAAAGUAGGCGCCACGGUUAUUACAGGUAUAACUUUUACGAACAUACCUAUUAUUGUUUUGGCGUUUUCGUAUACUGAAAUAAUUGAAGUAUUCUUCUUUAGGAUGUUUUUCAGUAUUGUUUUGCUAGGAUUCCUUCACGGUAUGGUCUUUUUCCCAGUGUUGCUGAGUUUUCUUAACGAUUUGGGCAGUGAUAAGGAAAGUAAGCCUAAAGAAGUUAGAAAUGCAAGUUAAUUUAAAUAUUUUUGGGGAUGAUGGAUUACAAAAUAGACUAUUUAAUACAGUUAAUAUUAAAUACGAUUUAUUGUCGCCCAAAGUAUGUUAUCUGAUUUUUUUUGUAAUGUCUGCUGAAUAUUUCCCAACUUCUAAAUUAUCAGUGAUUAACGGCUGAUAGAGAUAAGUAUAUACUUAAUGAAACUAUGACAAUGUACCUAUAACUAAUAAAUAUUACCACGGAAAAGAAAUCAAAAAGUGCAGUUGACUAUAUCCAGGCUGAUGAACACCGGCCAAAUUUUAAUUACAUCGUAAAUCUUUCAAAAUAAAUUUGUAAAAUAAGAACAUAUUUUGACUCUGCUUACCAAUUUCGAACAGUUGUUCAUCCAAUAUGUAUGGGAGUGGAUAAAUGUUAUUUUUUGACAUAUGUAGCUUUAUUAUGGAAACGACUCAGUUCAUUUAUAAGCGGUUCCCGACUGCUUCUGCCUGAACCAGAUCUUGCUUAGUUUCAUUAUGUAAAUCAAUAACUACUUCUUUUUCAUCAAUACCUUUUAUGAAAGACUUAUUGGUGUUGAAGAAAUAGUCAUAUACAGUCAGAGGCAGAUAAACUUGACCGCCUGUGGUAGUAAGUUACUUAGGUGGGGGUCAGGUUUAUCUGUCCUCUAGUGUAUAGGUAUAUUAUUUAUACACCGAUUGAUUUGUUUAUUUUUAAAAUCGAUUGUGAAAUUUGAUUGACUAAGCAAUGGAAGGAGAUAAAAAUAUCUACAAACUAAUUAAGCUAUUUAAAUCUUUUACUUAUUUUAGAAUGUAAAAUAUUUGUAAGGAAAAAUAUAAUUAAAGUCGCAACUCCAGUA